UUUUUCUAUCAAAGGACCUAGGGGGUGCCGGGGUAUCCCCGGUGCUAGGCGAGUGCCUAGUGGACAGCGGGCUGCGUGGAGUCGGGUGUGUGGGACACGAUUGCCGUGAGCCCUCGCUUUGAGGAGGGCCCAUGAGUUCCUGGGGUUUGCUGUCUUCUCAUCUGAAGGCAAGACUCUGGGAAAGUCAGCAAGUGCCGGAAAAAGAUGGGUUCGAGCUUGUUUGCCCAAAGGCGCGGAUGGCCGCGAGAUCCAGGGUCGCCGCGCAGCCCCUACCUGAGGGGCUUUUCAUAGUGAAGGUGGAGGAAGACUCCGUCGGAGGUCUGGAGUCCGACCCGCCCGGGGCCUGGCAGGACCCCGAAACUUUUCGACAGCAGUUUAGGCAGUUGCGUUACCAGGAGGUGGAUGGACCCGAAGAGGCGCUAAGUCGGCUCAGGGAACUCUGUCGUCGGUGGCUUAGGCCUGAGAUGCGCUCGAAGGAGCAGAUCCUGGAACUGCUGGAGCAGUUCCUGACCAUCCUACUCCACGAACUCCAGGCCUGGGUGCGGGACCACUGCCCAGAGAGUGGGGAAGAGGCUGUGGCGCGGGCUCUCCAGAGAGCGCUGGGCGGGACCUCACCCCCGGGAUUGGUGACACUCAAGGAUGUGGCCGUGUCUCUACCCUGGGAGGAGUGGGAGCAGCUGGACACAGCUCAAAGGGACUUCUGCAGGGAGAAUGUACAGAAGGAUAAUGGGAGCACAGUCCUGCAUAGUUUGGAAACUAAAGCUGAGAACAAAGAGUUGAUUCCAAAAGAAGAAAUUUUAGAAGAAGCAGAGCCACAGGUGUGGCUACAAGAAGUUUCCCAGGGGAAGGCCUCCCUGUUUUCUAAGUGUUACAAUAUGUGUAAGGACAGAGUAGAAAAGCACCCGAGAGACCCUGUGUCACUGAAACUCAAAAAUUCUGAAGAACAAGGACUCAGAUCAAGAACUAGCAUCUCAGAUCUCAACAGCAGUGGUUCCACAGAAGAGAGAGUCUCCAAAAAUAAUGAAUUUGGGAAUAGUGCUAAAAGUUCCAGCUUUGUCCUUGGUCAGCACAUCCAGACAUCACUGAGGCCAGUUGAUGGUGAGGAACAAGGGAACAAGUGCAAAGAAAGUUUUGAUCAGGUGAAACAUCACAUAGUGAAACCUCAAAACUCUGUUGACAGUGAGACCCAGAGAUGGCUCCAUGAAGAAAGACCUUAUAAAUGUGAUCGCUGCGAGAAGAGGUUCAAACAGCGCUCAGACCUCCUGAAACACCAGAGGAUUCACACAGGUGAGAAACCCUAUGAAUGCCAAGAAUGUGAGAAAAGCUUCAGACAGAGUGCUGCCCUGAUUAAACACCAGAGGACACACACAGGCGAGAAGCCAUAUACAUGCUUGAAGUGCGGGGAACACUUCAGACAGAGCUCGCAUCUCAAUCGGCAUCAGAGAACCCAUGCUGGAGAGAAGUUCUGUAAAUGUGAGGAAUGUGGGGAGACCUGCCAUGUUUCUAACCUUUUUAGACAUCAGAGACUACAUAAAGGGGAGAGACCCUAUAAAUGUGAAGAGUGUGAGAAGAGCUUCAAACAGCGCUCAGACCUCUUUAAACAUCAGAGAAUCCACACUGGAGAGAAGCCUUAUGGAUGUUCUGACUGUGGGAAAAGCUUCAGUCAGAGUGCAACCCUCAUUAAACACCAGAGAACUCAUACUGGAGAAAAACCUUAUAAAUGUGUUGAAUGUGGGGAAAGCUUUAGACAAAGUACACACCUUGUCCGACACCAAAGGAUCCAUCAAGGAAAGCUGCUGAAAGCUAGCGCCACAGACGUCAGAGACCCUGCGCAAACGCCCUGGAGCUUUCCCUGACGGCCGGGGGGUCUUCGCUCAGCGGCACCCAUAGCUCUCCUCACACUAGUUUCUCUCAAACCUCCGCUCCUCCGACAUUCCGCCCCGCCGCCUCCUCCAGGAAGUCCUCGGCGCGGUGCACUGGGACCACCUGCUACGGCCAUGAAACCUGGGCUCCGUCUCUUCGGGUUCCCAGGCUCGACCAGGAGUCCCCUCCCUUGGCGAGCCCCACCAGAGAAAAAGGUCCCCUGACCCGGCCUCAGGAACGUCCUGGGCGAUUUCGCCCACCCACGCGCACGGGCCGGGCUCCGAGUCCCUACCAGCGUCCAUUCUAGGACUGCGGUUUGCAGCUCGCUGGUCGGGACAGGAGCGCGGCGGCCUUGCGUUUGCCAGGACCAAUCAACAGCAGAAGAAGCCCCAAUUCUGUCAUGUGACCGCAAGGCCCCGCCCCACUUCAUCUGACUCUCACCGGCGUCCCGCAGCGGGUUUUCGGCUUCUUUGAUCCCGCAGGGUGGCUGGGUCCUACGUCCUCCUGGGUAUCUUUUUGGUCUGGGGAACCCAGGGACGUUUUACAACGGAGCUGAAUCCCUAGUUCUUUUUAUUCUGGAAACAGAAUCUUCCUAAGUUACCGAGGGUCUCGCUAAAUUGCUGAGACUGGCUCGAACUUGGGAUCCUCCUGCCUCAGCCUUUGGAGUACCUGGGAUUACAAGAAUAAAGGGUGCAAACCA
Messenger RNA from Marmota monax (woodchuck), 2563 nucleotides. RefSeq names its product zinc finger protein 394 (gene Znf394). The transcript has 4 exons. The record is from RefSeq and is a predicted model, not a curated record. The coding region runs from base 132 to 1856 and encodes 574 amino acids. NCBI's taxonomy places the organism in Eukaryota, Metazoa, Chordata, Mammalia, Rodentia, Sciuridae. Gene Ontology annotation, molecular function: DNA-binding transcription factor activity, RNA polymerase II-specific; RNA polymerase II cis-regulatory region sequence-specific DNA binding. Gene Ontology annotation, biological process: regulation of transcription by RNA polymerase II.